CUUAAGUGCAAAUUAUAAAUAUGACAACAAGGAAUUUAUGGGGUGAAUUUGAUAAUGAUGAUAGAGACGAAAGUAUAGCACAAAAUGUGAACUUCAACCCAAUAAUCGAACUGGGCAUGCAGAAUAUUCCUGAGAUACCGAUCACUGUGAAAAGUUCACCGAUUGAAUUACCGAAGCCGAAUUUAAUUACGCACACGAUACAGUUGCAUGCUUAUUCUAGACAGCUCACCGCUAUUUUGGAACAAACCGAAAAUGCAGUUUUUGAAGGUGCAAGAUUAGAUCCAAUGAGUUUGCCAUCUAUGCCAUCGGAACCUCAUAUACAUUUGGAACACGAGACAACGCCACCCAUAAACUUCCUACCUAAAAAGUACUGUGACUUUUCACUUGGUAAAGGUCCUAUUAUUUUGCCAUUUACACCAGAAAGUCAUAAAAGAGCUCUGCGGCAGUGUGCUGCCAUAGCUAUAGGUCAUGUUGGUAUUUCGACUUGCACAAACACGGCCCUCAGUGCUGUAUCUGAUGCACUAGAUAUUUAUAUGACUAACAUGUGUAAACUGCUACGCAUUGCUGUAGACAAAGAAGCGAGUGGUCUCAAAUCUGGAUUCCCUGAUGUUAUUUCAAAAGUAUUUGCAGACCUCAAUGUUGGAGAUUUACAUGAAUUUUAUAAUAAUAGAGUAGUCAGGUAUCAUGCAAAAAUAAAGAAGAAAUGUGAAGAUUUGCACUGUCAGUGUGAAGCAUUGGCUAUAGGUGAUAUAGCACCUCAAUUGAAACUUGAAGAAGUACCAGAAUUGCACUUUCCUGCUGCUUUAGAUGGAGCAUUCACACCAUCACUGGAACCAGGUUUCCAGAUGUUACAUAGUUUAGAACAAGAACAGUUACAAGGAUUGGAGCUCUUGGAUGCAGUUGUAACAGAUGAUAUAAAACUAGAGCCAAUGGAAUUCUCACAUUCAGAGCCUACAGCCAAAUUGCCCACUUUGUCACCUAGUGCUAAGAAAAAAAGAAAAUAAAA
Messenger RNA from Achroia grisella, 1006 nucleotides. RefSeq names its product STAGA complex 65 subunit gamma-like. Gene Ontology annotation, molecular function: transcription coactivator activity. Gene Ontology annotation, cellular component: SAGA complex. The record is from RefSeq and is a predicted model, not a curated record. Bases 21 to 1004 code for a protein of 327 amino acids. Lineage: Eukaryota; Metazoa; Arthropoda; Insecta; Lepidoptera; Pyralidae. The transcript has a single exon.